GCCCUUAGCCCGCGGGCGCCAUGGACGACGAAGAGGAUGUGUCGGCGCCGUCCUUUCUGCACAAGCCGACCCUCCGCGAGGAGGACGACGGCAACCGGCUGGUGUUCGAGUGCCAGAUGCGGUCGCACCCGCGACCCGAGAUCUCCUGGUUCCGAGGAGACGUGCAGCUGCACGACGACCACCGCACGGCGAUCCGCGUGGUCGAGAUCGAGCCGCGCAAGUACCACGUGUCGCUCGAACUCAAUGACGUCAUCGAGUCGGACGGGGGCCUCUACAAGGUUUUCGCCAAGAAUCGCGAGGGUCAGGUCGACUCCUCCAUCAACCUCAACUUCAGCCCUGCUGACGAGCCAAUGGACCAGCAAAUCGACGGCAUCGCGCCGACGUUUGCCAAGAAGCCCACAAUACGGCAGGAGGACGAUGGCGAGCGUCUCCUCUUCGAGGCACGGAUCCUAGCGGACCCAGAGCCGACUGUGUGCUGGUUCCACAACGGCACACCCGUCGUUCCCAAGGGCCGCUUCCAGAUGCACAUGGAAAAGGAUGGAAAUUCCUACCACGUGACACUGCAAAUAGACGACGUCACCAUUGAGGACGCCGGAAAAUACAAGGUCACUGCCAAGAAUGAACUUGGUGAAGGCAAUGCCAACAUCAGCUUAAACUUUGACAGUGACGAUCUCCCAGAUGAAGGGGCAAAGCCCACGUUCACUGAGAAGCCGACCAUCCGGCAAUCUGACGAUGGAAACAAGAUAAUUUUUGAGUGUCAGUGUGUAGCGGACCCAACACCGGCCAUUGAAUGGUACCACAAAGGUACCCUGGUGAAGGAAGACGCUCGGCACAAGUACAGAGUCGUGUCCGACAAGCACAACCACACAGUAGCACUGGAAGUGGCAAAUGUCAAAGCUGAGGAUGGCGGCGAGUACCGGGUUCUCGCACGAAAUGACCACGGAGAAGGCCACGCCAACAUUACCCUCAACUUCGAAGACUCUGGAAAACCAAAGAUUCCAGAGGGCAAGGCGCCACGUUUUCCCAAGAAGCCCACCAUUCGCCAGGAGGGCGACUCCCUCAUCCUUGAAUGCAUCCUUGAAGCUCAUCCUUUCCCAGAGAUCUCCUGGUUUCUAGGGAACAAGAAAAUCAACGACGGUCUGCGACACAGAACGUCCAAGAAGGAGACCGCAAAGCACACAUACCUGCUUAGCUUAGAGAUUAAGGACCCAACGACAGAAGAUGGCGGCAACUACCGCUGCAAUGCUGUAAAUGACCUCGGAGAUAGUAAUGCCAACAUUACACUAAACCUGCAAGGCGCAGAGCCACCCAAACCACCGGGCGAGCCCCCGGUUUUCACAGAGAAGCCAAAAAUCAUUCCAAAGGACUCCGGCGCGGUGAUCAUCAUGGAGUGCCACGUAAAAUCCAAGACUGCCCCCCAGUUCACGUGGCUCCAUGAUGGCAAGCCCGUCCGCGAGGCCCCCCACAUAAAGUCAAAGAUGGUCAAGGACGGUGGCGAAUUCAUCAUCACCCUAGAGAUCACGGGACCUGGAAAGGAAGACGGAGGUCCAUACAAGUGCAACAUUAGAAAUGAAGACGGAGAGAUCAAUGCUAAUCUCAACCUCAACAUUGCUGGUGCUGCUGCACCAACUGGAGUGGCGCCAUCAUUCGUGGAGAAGCCACAGAUCACAGCCGAGGAGGAAGGCAAGCUGAUCAUCAUGGAGUGCAAGGUGCGUGCCGACCCCAAGCCAACCAUCACAUGGAUGAAGGAGGGUGUCUCAGUUGCUGACAACAAGCGCAUCAAGCAGAUCAUCAAACAGGACAAAGAUGUAUACCACAUUCGGCUGGAACUUCGGGAUCCCGAGUUUUCAGAUGCUGGCAUCUACAAGUGCAACGUUAAGAAUGAGGCGGGCGAGAGCAAUGCAAACCUGACUCUAAACAUUGAAUUGGCGCCCGUGAUCAAGGAGCGUCCCAAGGUGGUCAGGCGGGAGCUGCACAAGACGAUUGUCAUCGAGUGUCACGUGCAGUCAACCAACAAGCCCGAGGUGGUCUGGUUCAAGGAGAACACCCAGGUGCGCGAGGACACCCGCCACCAGGUGCACAUCCGCCAGGUGUCUCAGGGAGAGUUUGCCGUGGCGCUCGAAAUCGACAAGCCGGCCGUCCAAGACAAGGGCGUAUACAAGCUGGUCGCCAAGAACGUCAAGGGCGAGGCUGCCUCUCAGACAGUCGCGGUCGACCUCGAAGAGGAAAAGAAAGAGCCUGAAAAGAAAGAACCUGAGAAAAAAGAAGAGCCAAAGCCCAAGGGUGAGAAGCCAAAGAUUGUACAGAUGUUGGCUUCUCAGACUGUUGAAGAAGGGAAGACCUGCGAAUUUGUCUGCCGUGUUGAAUCUGUCACCAAGGUCACGGUCAUCUGGAUGAAGAACAAGAGAGUCGUCCGGGAAACAACUACCACCCGCAUCACGUUUGAUGGCUCCACAGCGAAGCUUGUCUUCUCUCCAGCUACCAAGGACAUGGCUGGAAACUACACAGUCGAGUUCACGAACGAGUUUGGCAAGGAGGAAUCCUCGGCUGAGCUCAUUGUCACAGAUGCUCCGAAAAAGAAGCCAGAGGAGAAGAAACCCGAAGAGAAGAAGGUUGAGGAGAAGAAGCCAGAAGAGAAGAAGCCUGAGCCAAAGAAGGUUGAAGAGAAAAAGGUUGAGGAGAAGAAAGUGGAAGAGAAGAAGAAGGUGGAGGAAGUGAAGGUUGAAGAGAAAGCCGAGGUCAAGAAAGUUGAGGAGAAGAAGGUCGAGGCUAAGAAGCCCGCCGAGAAGAAGGCGGCAGAGAAGAAGCCGGAUGAUCUGAAGCCUGAGACCAUUGAGAGGAAGCCCUCAAUCGAGAAGCCAUCGAAGCCCGAAGCUGACAAAAAGGCGCCACCAGAGCGCAGAACGAGUCUCAACCGCCAGCAAAAUGGCGAAGUCAUGGAGUCGAUGAAGGACGAAAUAAUUCGCGAGCCAUCGCCUGUGGAAGAGCGUCGGCCGUCCAUCAGCAAAAGACGACCCAGCGACAAGAUCGAGCCCCUCCAAAAUGAUGAGAGUCCUAAAUCACCCACCAUGCCUGCGCCAGAACAGAUUAUUCCUCCAACACCUCCACCAGCUGCUCCUAAAAAGAAAGACAAGAUUCCGCCACCUCUGAACCUGGCCCCCGAAGUGCCGUCUGACACGGAGUCUGCGACCUCGUCACCUUCUCAGUCCCCGCGAUCGAAGUCCCCGAGGACUGUGAUGGGUUUUCAGCUUCAAGCGCCACCAGAAGAAGAAGAGGAAGCGCGGGACUUUGGCGAACCUCUGGUGUACAAGUUUAAGGAGGAGGGCUAUGAACCUGUGCCCUUGGAAGGUGUGGAGUCUCCACCAGCUCGAAAGUCUUCAGUGCCAGUGAUCAUGGUAGAUGACACUGAAGCAUCUAAGAAACCCAAAAAGAAAAGGAGCGUCAAGAAAGGCAAAGAUGAAGAAGAGCCCAAAGAGGAGGCUCCAAAGCCCAAACCGAAAAUGCGGUCAAUCAAACGUGCCGGUUCUCCCGACAAGGCACCGGAGCCGCCACCAUCACCGAGAGGGCGACGGAGCUCUGUAUGCGUCGCAGCCGAGCCAGGGCACAUUCCAGCAGAGCUUGUGGGUAUGCCACAAACUGCGACUGUCACAGUCCAGGGAGUCGUCAUGACCGUAGAAGACGCUGAAAAGAUGCUCGAGAAAGGAAUGGUUGUCGACGAGGCCGGCAAAAUGAAGAAACUUCGACCUGGUGAAAUGGUUGAAGUUAGGCAGCGGCGCCGUUCCAGUAUUGACAUGCGGCGGGCCAGUGUUUCAGAGCUACAAGAAAAGGUUGAGAAACCGUCAACGCCUCUGCGCCCCAUUCCUGAGAGCGAAGAAGGACCACCUAACAUUGUGGAUUACCAGGAGAAUGUCACAGCUGUUGAAGGUGGUACUGCCUACCUGUCAGUUCAAGUGGAGGGCAACCCCGUGCCUCAAUUCCGUUUCUACAAGGGAGUGGGCGAGGUGUAUGAGGGAGGCCGCUACAAGGUGAUCACGGACGGCGAGACAAACACGGUGUGCUUCUGCAUCCGCAAGGCCAAGAGUGUUGAUGAGGGCAAAUAUAAGAUUGUUGCCUACAACAAACAUGGCGAGGACUCAGUCACCAUUAGUCUUUUUGUGAGCGAUGAAAGUGGUAUGGAUUUCCGUGCCAUGCUCAAACACAGGCAAUAUGCUAAAUGGGGUAUGGGCAAAGACGACCCAGACUGGCAACUCAAGCAACGAGAAGAAGAGAAAGAGCAGAUUGGCCUUCGCAAGCCGAAACCAGACGCAUUCCUUCAACCGCUGGAGAAUGUGCAUGUUAAGGAAGGUCGGGACAAGCUAGCCCGCUUCCAGGCUGUGUUUUCAAAGAGCGGUGUGAAGGGCAAGUGGUUCCGCAACCGCCAGGAGAUUUUCAUGGGCAAGAAGUACCACAUGACCAGCCAGGGUGACCUUCAUGUCCUUGAGGUCAUGAACCCAACAGUGGAAGAUGGAGGACGAUACACACUCACUUGCCUCGACACCAGCUGCCAGGCACUCCUGGAAGUGGAUGACCCGGACCCCGUGUACAAAUUUGUCAAGAAGCUGCCGUCAAAGUCACAGCAGUACACAACCAAGGAACUGGUGCUCGAAUGCAGCACCAACAGCCACAAGGCCCCCGUGCAAUGGCUGAAGGAUGACAAGAAGAUUGCUGCAAGCGACAAGUACAUUAUUGAGCAGGACCAAUUUGGCAAGAAGAUACUGCGAGUUCAAAACUGCACUUUGGAUGACACCGGUUUGUACACCUGCAAGAUCAGCUCAGAAGAGAAGACCACGUGCAAGGUCACCAUUACAGAACAAAAGUUCCAGUUCAUGAAGGGCCUGAAAAGCUUCAAGAUCUUUGAGGACGACUCUGUCACACUUGAAUGCGAAGUGGACGAGUGGGAGGCCCCGGUGCAAUGGUUCAAGGACGGCAAAGAAAUCAAGGGCGACAAGCACUACGAAGUGACUGCAGAAGGUCGUAAACGCCGCAUCCACAUCAAAAAGGCGAAGAUCACUGAUGAAGGCACAUAUGUUUGCAAAACCAACUCGGAUGAGACAAGUGGAGAAGUUCUAGUGGAACCGGCCAACAAGUUCAACAAGAAGCUAAAAGAUGUCGAUGCUCUAGAGCGAGAGCAAGCCAUCCUGGAGGUUGAUCUUCUGGACAGGUACGCUCCACUCAAGUGGUUCAAGAACGGCGAGGAGAUCAAGCCGAGUGACAGGAUAACCAUUAAGCAGCUUGAAGAUGGUCGCCACCAACUGAUCAUUAACAAAUGUGAACUUGAUGAUACGGGCGAAUAUUCCAUUGAGUGCAAGGACCUCAAGUGUGCCUGCAAGCUAAGCGUGACUGAAGCUGAAAAAGCUCCUGUCAUCAAGCUGGACAAAACAGACUACACUGGAGACACUGGAAAGCCACUGACUAUCGAGAUCCCAUACAGCGUGACUGGUGUGAGGACAUCGGAUGUUGUAGGCAAGUUGCUGCGCAACGGACAGCCUGUCAGCACCAAGGAGGUUGAUAUUGUCGUGAAGAACGACGUAGUGCUUGUGACAUUCAGGAAGCCUGUUCGGGACACUUCUGGUCCCUAUGAGUUUUCUCUGAGUAACUCCCAAGGAGAAGCAAAGCUCCCACUCAACAUCAACAUUCUGGACGUGCCCCAGCCACCCGAGGGUCCCCUUGAGGUCACCGACAUCUACAGGGAUCGCUGCAAGCUCAAAUGGAAGCCACCAAAGGACACUGGUGGUGUCCCACUGCAGCAUUAUGUGGUGGAAAGGCAGGACCUCGGUGUCAGGGGAGGCUGGACCGAAGUCCUCACUACUGAGGACACUCACGCAGAUAUUACGGACCUGACACCUAAGAAGGAGUACAAGUUUAGGGUGCGCGCUGUGAACAAAAAGGGCGCAUCAGAGCCGCUCAAUGCCGACAGAACAACGUUGGCCAAGGAUCCGUAUGACGAACCCUCCAAGCCUGGAAAUGUUGAGGUCACUGACUGGGAUGCAGACAGGGUCGAUCUGAAGUGGGAUAAGCCUGAAAAGGAUGGUGGCGCACCCAUUGAAGGAUACGUCAUUGAGUACAAGGACAAGUUCUCCAGGGACUGGGUUCCUUGUGCUAAACUCCCAGCUGACAAAACUGAAGGCAGAGUGUCCGACUUGAAAGAAGGCGUUCAAUACGAAUUCCGUGUGCGCGCUGUUAACAAGGCCGGGCCUGGUGAACCCAGUGAUCCUACAAAGCCGAUUAUCUGCAAGCCGAGAUUUGUGAAGCCAUUUAUUCUGGGUGAUGGAUUGAAGAACCUGACUAUCAAACGAGGUGCCACGAUCAAGUAUGAGAUCGAGUUCAAAGGUGAACCUCCACCAGAAGUUUUGUGGGAGCGCAACAGCACACAGCUAAAGGCCACUGACAGGACAACCAUUGAAAUUAAGGACACUUCGACGACCUUCGUAACGAAGAACGCCGUGCGGGCUGACAGUGGUCGAUACACACUCAAGUUGACCAACAGCAGUGGAACAGUCUUCUCCGAGGCAGAUGUUGUUGUUCUAGGCAGUGUGUCUCUUUCAUUCACUUUGGAUUACCUGUGA
Messenger RNA from Rhipicephalus sanguineus (brown dog tick), 6605 nucleotides. RefSeq names its product twitchin-like. Lineage: Eukaryota; Metazoa; Arthropoda; Arachnida; Ixodida; Ixodidae. The record is from RefSeq and is a predicted model, not a curated record. Gene Ontology annotation, molecular function: protein binding. The transcript has 40 exons. Bases 21 to 6605 code for a protein of 2194 amino acids.